AUGGAGAAAAAUGCAAGCCUGCAUCGACAUACUGACGGAAGCUCUUUGUGUGCUACGAUCGCGGGAGAAAUGGGUGAUGUUACAGCUGUUGGCGGAGUGAAAGGAACAGCCGAGAAAUGUAAGAAUAGUGAGGCUCCUCUCAGUAGUUUGGUUAACGUUAGUUGUAAUGACAGCACCACAAAUGUAACAGCUCCCAGCAUCGUCAAUGUAACUUCUACUGCUGGGAAAUCCGAUGUGCCACAAGUGAUCGAGGUCAUCCCGGUGGAAGAGGAUAAAAAGAAGGACACUGAGCCGAGCGGACUGUGGUCAGGGUCCGAGGAUCAGAUCAGUAACGGGAUGGGGCAUGACUCGGUGCUGGCUGCAGAAGAUAGCGAGGGUGGUGCCUCAAAGUUAGUAAACAACAAAACCGACGGGCCAUUCUUACCUCCAGCUAAGGAAAGCACAGAUACCAAGACUGAGGAUCUAGCAUGUGGAGACAGUGGACCGACAAAACUUGCCAAACCGACUCAUCUGUGUCCGGACAACGCAAUCACAGCACACGUCAAGCCAGUGGUGUCCGGUGAUCCCACCUUAUCGGAGGCACUGCCAAGUGGGAGUGACCCUGAUCCCAGCCUCGGUGGAGAGUCCAGGAGCAUAGACUCCCUAGAGUCCUUCUCCAACCUGAACUCCUGCCCCAGCUCCGACCUGAACAGUGAGGGACUGGAGGACAGGGGACUGGCCCUGGCCUUGCAGAGCGAAUACGGGGUCGAUGGGACAAAGACUUGCACCAAGGACCGGGCCGCUGGUCAGUCCAUAUACCACAUAAAAUGGAUCAAGUGGAGGGAGGAGAACACCCCAAUCAUCACCCAGAAUGAGAACGGCCCUUGUCCAUUACUGGCCAUUAUGAAUGUCCUUCUGCUUGCAUGGAAGGUUAAGAUGCCACCAAUGAUGGAAAUUAUAACUGCUGAGCAGCUAAUGGAGUACCUAGGAGACUACAUUCUGGAAACCAAACCAAAAGAAAUAUCAGAGGCUCAGCGGUUAAACUAUGAGCAGAACAUGAGCGAUGCCAUGGCGGUCUUACACAAGCUGCAGACAGGUCUGGAUGUGAAUGUGAAGUUCACAGGUGUCCGAGUCUUCGAGUACACCCCAGAAUGCAUUGUGUUCGAUCUGUUAGACAUCCCACUCUAUCAUGGCUGGCUGGUUGACCCUCAGAUGCAUGACAUUGUCAAGGCAGUGGGUAACUGCAGCUACAACCAGCUGGUAGAAAAGAUAAUAUCCUGCAAACAGUCUGACAACAGUGAACUGGCAGGCGAAGGCAUCGUAGCUGAGCAGUUUCUGAACAGCACCGCCACUCAGCUGACGUACCACGGUUUAUGUGAACUCACAUCCACCGUGCAGGAAGGAGAGCUCUGCGUCUUUUUUAGGAAUAACCACUUCAGCACCAUGAUUAAAUAUAAGGGCCAGCUGUACCUCCUGGUUACAGAUCAAGGUUUCCUUACAGAGGAGAAAGUGGUGUGGGAGAGUCUGCAUAAUGUUGAUGGAGAUGGCAACUUCUGUGAUUCAGAGUUCCGGUUGCGGCCUCCGUCUGAUCCAGAGACCGUGUACCGUGGUCAGCAAGAUCAGAUAGACCAGGAUUAUCUGAUGGCGCUGUCGCUGCAGCAGGAACAGCAAAGCCAAGACCUUCAGUGGGAGCAGCUCCCCGAGGGCAUCAGUGACCUAGAGCUGGCAAAAAAACUCCAGGAAGAAGAGGACCGACGAGCCUCCCAGUACUACCAGGAGCAAGAGCAGGAGCAGGCAGCGGCUGCAGCAGCAGCAGCAGCACAGGCACAGCAGGGUCAGCAGGAGCCCACAGAGGGAGAUGAAGCAGACAGAGGAGGUGCAGGAGCAGGUGGGGCAGCAGCUGGUGCCGGGACUGGAGCGACAGCCGGAGCCACACCUAGCCCAGGGAAACAGUCCUCUUCUGGGGAGCGCAAAUCGAAGAAAGAGUCAAAGGAUAAAGACAAAUGUGUUAUUUUGUAACAUACAGCUGUCAGUGUGAGUGUGCGUUUGUUUUCGUGCAUUUGCUUAUCUGUGAGAAAGGGGACGGCAUUUGUUUCUCCAUUGAUUGGACACAAAGCGCAGUCCCUGCUUGAUGAUAAACAAGGGAAAGAGAUACGUGAGGGGAGACAUGACAAGACUAACAGAGGAUCUGCUGUUCCCAAACCACUGGUGCCUGCUAUCCUCUAUCCUCAUGGAACCUGGACAUCAGAGGAAGGGACACUACAACGACAACUACCCCUUAUCUUUCAUAGAGUCGGCCAAACUUUGUUACAAGUUGCACAGUGCACUAUAUUUGUGAUGUGGGGGUCAACUUUAUUUGGGGUGGUAUAUUUUAUAGCAAAACACAUAAUCUGAAGAAGCGACAUUUCAUCUUGCUCACUAGAUUUGUUUUUUUCAGAAAAGUCACUAAUUUCAUUUCAUUUUGUUAUUUUUUCAGUUUAUAAGCUUUUUGUACGUAUCCAUAUUUACAAAACGUAUAUAGUCAGAUCCACUUUUGGUUUCUAUGGUUUUUUUUUUUUUAGUUGAUGCCAAGACUCACAUUUUAUUUAUGUCAAUGUGUAACAGGUAGCUUUUUGGGAAAGGUUUUUUUUUUUUCUGUAAGAUGAAAGGGAUUUUUUGUGUUAACUUGCCUGUUGGAAACGAACACUACUUGUGUCCCCUCUUAAACAUGAUGUUCCUGAGUCAUAUGAACGUCUAAAGGGUUAAUGAAUGCCACAUAGCUGCCAGAUACUGUAGCUACAUAACAAUGUUCCUUACAGCUUACCUUGUUCAGAUUUGCCUUACCAGAGUAUGGCAGUGUUGUAUUCUGCUCAGUGUGAAUAUGAAUGUGUGUGUUUUCAUGUGUGUGGUGCAUACAGUACAUGUGUGAUAUGUGAUGUUAUGGCGUGUGUUAUACAUGUCUCAUACACUGAGCGUCACUGAUAGGACAAGGUUUUAGAGUAGCCACUUGUUACAUGCUGUAUUAGUUAUAUAACAAAUGCAGCAUAUUUAUAUAGUCUUUUAUGGUCUGUUAUCUCAGACGUGUUUGAGUCUGAAGUUGUUUGUGUGAGACACGACUAGAUCUUGAUGUGUGAGGUUUGUAUUCAAUCAUAGCAGGUUAGAGUGGAUGAUAGUAGCCUACACAAACAGUAUGAAAGGCUCUUCUCUUUCUCAUAGGCUCAUUUGCAGAGAUGUAAUGUGUGUGCGGGCACUAUCAUGAUCUUCCCUGUAGGGUCUUAGAUGUAGGGGUUCAGUUUCAGCUAGACCAUAAUUUAUCAUGCAGUUUGGUCAUUUACAUGUACUAAUCCUCUGGUCUAGCUCAAUUAAUAUUUUGGCGACAUGUACAUUUUUUUCCACAUACCUGCAUCCAAACAUACAAUACAAGCUCAUCUGAGUUUAACACAUGCGAUGUAGACUUUUCCUGACUUUUCAAGCAUCAUCAUAUAUUCAUCAAUCAGGUGGAACAUAAGAUGUAAGAAAUCCAAAUGGAGCUGUCCUCAGACUUAGGAUACACAGCACACUCUGAAAACUGCAUUUCACUGCAACACUGAGCAUGUAGUCACAUGCUGUAUAUAUUUUUAGUUCUUAUAAUGGGAAACGCUAGCAGUUUGUACCAUUAUUGUACCAUGGGACUGCCUCCUGAGAAACCUUUCUAUACAUUCCAGUUGGAUGCCUUGACUCAAGCCUUCUGUUAGUCAGACUGAGGAGACAGUUGCUGUACGAGGCUGUGAAGUUGUACAGCAGUCUCUGAUUUUUGUGCAACAGUUUUGUUCAGCAAGAACAAAUCCAUUGUGAGGAGAACAGGAGGAUGAUUACCUGGAGGCAGCGGGCUACCUACUGUGUGGGAACUCUUUCUUAUGGGCUUUAUUUGAUGGCAGGAGUGUUAUCUCCAUGUUUGUUUGGCCCUAACAAGGCUAUAUUUUUGUAUAUACAGUAUGACAACGCCUUACAACAUUUCAACAUAUUUUAUAAGACAAAAGGAAACAGGCGUAUCAACAGAAUGAGACAAUCCAUACAUGUUGACAUGAGCAUCAGAAAUCCUCUCAGGCCUUUUCAGAUGGGACAUGCGCUUGAGUGUUUUUUAAUGGUGUGCUUGGUGUUGGCCUACAGUCACUUUCUCAGUUUGAAGUAUGUAUGUAUGUACACACAGCUGUAUACACAAAACAUUUUGGAAUAUUUUGACACUGAAGAACUCAACACUACAUGAGUUGAACCUCACUGUCAAAAACAUGUUGAGCUGCUUGUCUCGUGUUACUUUCUACUACCUGAACAAGUUAAAUUGUCUUUGGACAGGGUUAAGGCACAGUUAAUUACACAUCUGUGUUUUUUCCAUGCAGCCUAAAUAGAUGAAACACAUUUAUUACAGAUCAUAUAUGUGAUCCUUAAUAAUCAGAAAUGAAAGCGAGGUGAAGGCAGGAAGGCUUUGUGGUAACAUCAUUUUUUUUUUUUUUUCCUUUUUUAUUUUAUGUAGGCUAUCCAUAGGGGAGCAUAGUCCCAAAUUUCACUUUGUUCAUGUCUCAGCUUGUGAUGUGAAUAUCCUGACUAAACAUUCCAGGAAAAAUCUUAAAAUGAAACUGAUUAGGAUUUGAUUGUACAAGUGUGAAGAGCGAGAAGCGACACAUGCCAUACACUUAUUUUUUGCUCCCUAUUCCAAAUCAUUAUUGCCACUUUUUUUUUUUUUUCAUUGUAUUGUGUUUGUCUUCCCCAAGGUGAAUUGAUCAGAAGGAUAUUGUGUGUUCAGUGUCUCAAAAGUGGUUUCUUGUUUACCUUGUAAAAGUGAUGGUGGGGUAAAUGCUGUAAAGUUAGUAGUUUUGACAAGGUGGUUGUUAAACAUGUAGUUGUCGUAAUUGGUUUGCACUGUUACAUUGAUAUGCACUAACAGAAAAGAAACAUACCUCAUUUUAUACAGAACAUAAAAUGUGCAAGAGUGCUAUUGUUCUUUGGGUAACUUUUAAAAAUUGAAUAAUGGCCAAAAGAAUGAUCCCAACUCGGUAGUGGUUUCUCUUUGGCCAGCUAAUUGUUCAUUUAUAACAGUAUGAAAGGGCUGUUUAACUGUUUUGGCAUAAAAUAAAGAUUUUUAUUUUGGAAAAAAAAAUAGUACCAUUUCGAUAGAAGUUAGCAAUUUGAUACCUUCAUGUUGCUGGUACACUAACUAGCACAGAAUAAAUGGAUGACAAAGGAAAGUUAUGAGUUACACCAACAGAAGGAUUUCAUUUGUUUGGAUAUUGAACUGAAGCUGCAAUUCAUUAUUUUUCUCAAAGAAAGACAAAUGUAGGAUGGACAAAACUGGUACUUGACUAAGUCAGCAAAAAACGGUGUAGAUGCACCUGUAAUUCAGGUUAUUUCUCCAGUUCAUCACUUAACUGUAAUAUUUUUCACAAAUGGGACGACGAGCCCUUAACAAAAGUAGAAAAGGCUGUUUCAUAAGGCUCAAGUGUUGUCUUUGUCGCUGAGGAAAAUGUUCAUUUGUGUUGUAUGAGACACACAUCCUGAGUGCUGAACAAUCUGAAGGGAGAUGUUUUUAAUGCAAUAUGAAAUUCCCAGAUUUUACUUUGUGGUGCAUGUUUAAUGUUGACUGAAAUGUUUGGCAGAGUAAAAUUUUAUCAGCUAUCCCAAGCAUAUAAUUUCCAUUUCUGAAUGACCCAUUAUGUUUCUACUUCACAUAAAACAUACAAGCAAAAGGAACGCGUUUGUGAAUAUGGGAGGUUACUCAUUUGUGUUGAUUUAAAUGUUCAUCUAUUUACAUAAAUGACCAAAUAAUGUAUGUAGCCUUUCACAUUACAGUCACAUAAUGUAUAUGGUGAUAUAUAUAAAUACAUAUAUAUAUAUAUAUAUAUAUAUAACAAAAUGCCUUAUAGACGAGGGACAUUCAACCUGAUUAGAAGAACGAGGAUAAUAAAAGACUUAAAUAAA
Sphaeramia orbicularis (orbiculate cardinalfish) is the source of this 5910-nucleotide messenger RNA. It is a transcript of the gene mindy2, whose product is annotated as MINDY lysine 48 deubiquitinase 2. The record is from RefSeq and is a predicted model, not a curated record. Gene Ontology annotation, biological process: protein K48-linked deubiquitination. The transcript has 9 exons. The coding region runs from base 1 to 1998 and encodes 665 amino acids. Gene Ontology annotation, molecular function: cysteine-type deubiquitinase activity; cysteine-type carboxypeptidase activity; K48-linked deubiquitinase activity. NCBI's taxonomy places the organism in Eukaryota, Metazoa, Chordata, Actinopteri, Kurtiformes, Apogonidae. Gene Ontology annotation, cellular component: cytosol; cell periphery.